AUGGGGAUUGUUGUUGCUGAAGUAAGUGAGACACCGCUGUCUCAUCACGCUAUUAAGGUAUAUACUACUAUGCUCCUAGCUCUCUCUGCUUUAGUUCCUUAUCUGCACCUCCAUGGGAUUGUUCGUGUAAAGAGAUGGCUUGAUAUUCAUUUAGCCGACCCCAACUUGUUUGGGACUGAGGUGCAUCGUCUAAUGUGCAUGGAACUAAUUCAGUUAGUAAGUAGAGUUUCAAUAUUACUUCCUGAAAUUGAAGCAGCCCGUCCUCGAUGCUCAGAGGCACUUUGCCUGUUGAACAAUGAAAUUCUCAAAGCCAAGACACUGAUUCAGCACUGCAGUGAAUCUAGUAAGCUAUACUUGGCACUAACAGGAGAUGUUAUACUUUCACGAUGUGAUAGAUCAAGAAACUUGCUUAAGCAAAGCUUAGGCCAAGUGCAAAAUAUGGUUCCAGUAUCGCUGGCCGCAAAGAUUUCGCUACUGAUUGCUGAACUGAAGGAUGCGAUAUUCAGCUUGGAUCCAUCUGAAGAGGAGGCAGGGAGGGUUGUGAUGGAAUUACUUCAUCAGUAUGUGACAACAGAUUCAGCGGAAGAACAUGCCUUUGAGGCAAUUCAACUUUCUAUGCGGAGGCUUCAUAUCACAUCUCUACAAACUCUUUUAGUAGAGAAAAGAUCCAUCAAAAGGAUGCUGGGGAGAGUUGGAGACGGUCAGAAAAAGAAGAUUUUAUUGCUUUUUCUGAAUAUCCUCAGUAAGCAUGGAAAAUCAAUCGUGAUAGAGCAAACGGAGAGCGGCUCUUUGCAGCGGGAAGACUCUUUCCUAUGUACAAAUCAAUGUGAAGCAAAAUCUUGUUUGAGAUGUGGAUCUGACGAUGCUCAAGAGGACAUUCUGAGGAGCUGUCGACCACCGGAUGAGUUUAAAUGUCCUUUGUGUUUGAGAUUAAUGUACGAUCCUGUCGUAAUUGCCUCUGGACAAACAUAUGAAAGAUUUUGGAUUCAGAAAUGGUUUGCUGAAGGUCAUGAUACAUGUCCAUUGACUAAAAGGAAAUUGGCGCACUUGUCUUUGACCCCGAAUUACACAAUGAAGGACCUAAUAUCAAGGUGGAGUGCAACACAUGGAGUCAGUGUUCCUGACCCGAGCAUGGAGGCAGCAGCGGCUCACUCAUUUAAAUCUUCUUUGAAUUCAAUUACUAGCUUGAGCAGCUCAGUGAAUGAUCUACGUCUUCCUAUAGAAUUCAGCAAUUUAUCUUGUGGAUCGCCAGAUGCUGGUCUUGUGUCCGUUGCUAAGACACCAAAUGACUUCGAUGUGGUUUCAGGGGAAAGCAAUGACAGUAUUCACAAAAUUCAAUCUGGUGUAAGCAUUCAGGAUAUGGACCUGAAUCACUUAACCGGGUUCAGUUCAUUUUCUUGGGAGUCACAAUGCAUCUUGGUUGGAAAUAUUAGUAACUUUUUCAAACAUAACGAUCAAGCUUGCAGUUGGAUGUCAUCCGAAGAUUUUGUUCUAACAAUGGUUAGAUUUUUGAAUGAUGCACGUGAUUUCAAUGAUCUAAAUGCCCAAAUACUGGGAUGUCUAUCAUUGUCAACAGUUUUGCAGAAAUGCAGGAGCAAUAUUCCAGAUUUGAAUGACGAUGCUUUUGCACUGCUGGUAUCAUUUCUUGGAACUGAGGUUUCUAAAGAAGCCCUUGCCGUAUUGAAGAUAUUGUCCUGCCACCAAUAUUGUCAACAAAAAUUUGCGGCUUCUGGUGCUCUGACUCCUAUUCUAGAGAUGCUUGAUGCCCAGAACGCAGAAUUGCCUGAACCAGCCAUCAAAAUAUUAAGUAAUUUGUCUGAAAAUAGCAGAAUUGUUUCCUUGAUUACACCUUCAGAACUCAUUCCCAAGUUGAUUCCUUUUCUAGAAGAUACAGCUCUAGCAAGAGACACUCUUAUUAUUUUGAAAAAUUUAUGCAUCACGGAAGAUGCUACGACUUCUGUAGCUAAGACCGAUGGAUGCAUAUCUUCAGUCGUGAAACUACUUGACAGUGGCAGUCGUGAGGAUCAGGAGCAUGCGGUGGCUCUUCUUCUUUCUUUGUGUUCUCAAUGCAUUCAACGCUGUCGCCUGGCCAUGGAUGAAGGGAUCAUCCUUGAUCUUUUCAAUAUAUCUGUCAAUGGAAAUAGCAAAGCGAAGGCAAUGGCUAUGGAGUUACUGACACUGUUGAGAGGUGAAUUUAAUAAUAAUGAAGAAUCUUCAGAUGCGGAUGUUGACAUUUCUAGAGGCUCUACCAUUGACCUUACACAGCAGAAAUCUAGUUCAAAGGCACAAGGAUUAUUAAAGAAGUUUUUAUCAAAACAAGGUUCGUCUUCUCCUAGAAGUAAAAAAUAGAUACUUAAUAUACAUCUUAGAAUGAAGGUUGCCAGUCGCUCCGACCACAGUGAGUAUCAUGUUAGCUGAUUAUAUGUCCUCAUGACUGUCUGUACGAGUUGUGCUGAUUUCUUGUAAAUAAAUAUGUAUAGUAUUGCUUGAUUUGAUUUGUACAAUUUCUUUACUUCCUCUAGUUUCUCUGUUAGUGUUGAGAAGGAAGACUUUGUUGAG
Messenger RNA from Nicotiana attenuata, 2559 nucleotides. Its product is annotated as U-box domain-containing protein 5-like. Lineage: Eukaryota; Viridiplantae; Streptophyta; Magnoliopsida; Solanales; Solanaceae. The transcript is spliced from 5 exons. Gene Ontology annotation, biological process: protein ubiquitination. Gene Ontology annotation, molecular function: ubiquitin-protein transferase activity. Gene Ontology annotation, cellular component: nucleus; cytoplasm. Bases 1 to 2349 code for a protein of 782 amino acids. The record is from RefSeq and is a predicted model, not a curated record.